Messenger RNA from Ostrinia furnacalis (Asian corn borer), 519 nucleotides. RefSeq lists its product as uncharacterized. The coding region runs from base 79 to 519 and encodes 146 amino acids. The transcript is spliced from 4 exons. NCBI's taxonomy places the organism in Eukaryota, Metazoa, Arthropoda, Insecta, Lepidoptera, Crambidae. The record is from RefSeq and is a predicted model, not a curated record.
AAUACACACAAAAAUAUUAUUAAUUCUACGGUUACAAAUGCUGUUUGGCUCCCCGGAACAUAAUACUUCUGAAAUAAUAUGACGGCUUUGGACGACUUGCCUAAUGUGGACUCUUUCUUUGGGAUCGAUUUGAAGACUGGCUCGAUGAUCGUAGCUGCUAUUGGUGUGGUACAUCCAAUGGCGUACGGCUGUUCCUUCUUCCUGCCCAUCAGUUACCUCCUUGUCACCAUUUGGAUUUUGGUGGCUUUGUAUUUCGCGUCUAGCAUUGUGCUGUUCUUUGGUCUAAUUAAGGAUGAUGUACUUCUAUGCUCAAUAUGGCUAUGGUAUGCGCUGAUCUUCGUAGUAGUGAUGAUGAUGAUGAUGAUUUUACUGGCGCUGGUGUUCACAUCGCGAAAGCAGAGAAACAGGGUGUUUGUGGUGCUACUCGGCAUGCUGUGGUAUGUAUUGACGGUGUACUUCAUAAUGGUGGUGAACAGUCAUCGCAAGAGGAUACUAAGCAACACAAAGGUUAAUAUUUGA